Mirounga angustirostris (Northern elephant seal) is the source of this 10469-nucleotide messenger RNA. It is a transcript of the gene DYNC2I2, whose product is annotated as dynein 2 intermediate chain 2. Gene Ontology annotation, biological process: intraciliary transport. The transcript has 9 exons. Gene Ontology annotation, cellular component: cytoplasmic dynein complex; ciliary plasm. The record is from RefSeq and is a predicted model, not a curated record. Lineage: Eukaryota; Metazoa; Chordata; Mammalia; Carnivora; Phocidae. Gene Ontology annotation, molecular function: dynein light chain binding; dynein heavy chain binding. The coding region runs from base 16 to 1626 and encodes 536 amino acids.
GGCGGAGCUAUCUCCAUGGCAACCCGCGCGCAGCCCAGGCAGCUUGGCCGGGCGGGAAGUGCGGGAGCUGAGACGCUGGCUACAGGCGGGGCUGCGAGCGCCGAGGGGCCCGGGCGGCCUGGGCCGCUGCAGGACGAGACCCUGGGCGUGGCGUCGGUGCCCUCGCAGUGGAGGGGCGCCCAGGGCAUCCGCCGGGAGACGAGAAGUUGCCAGACAGCAAGCAUUGCCACCGCCGACAAGGCCGCGCAGACCCGGAAGCAUGUGGAUGCCGAGGUGCAGACGGAGGCCCCGGUGCUUGUCAGCGCGCCGUCCGUGUCCGCACACGACGACCCCCGGCUCGCAGCCUUUCUUCGGAGGGUGGAGGCCAUGGUUAUUCGAGAGCUGAACAAGAACUGGCAGAGCCACGCUUUUGAUGGCUUCGAGGUGAACUGGACCGAGCAGCAGCCGAUGGUGACCUGUCUGCACACCCUGGGCUACCCCCCAGCCCAGAGGCAGGGUCUGCACGUGACCAGUGUCUCCUGGAACACCACCGGCUCUGUGGUGGCCUGUGCCUACGGCCGGCUGGACGACGGGGACUGGGGCACACUCAAGUCCUUCGUGUGUGCCUGGAACCUGGACAGGCGAGGCUUGAACUCCCGGCAGCCGUCGGCCGUGGUGGAGGUGCCCAGCGCCGUCAUGUGCCUGGCCUUCCACCCCACGCAGCCGUCCCACGUCGCAGGUGGGCUGUUCAGCGGCGAGGUGCUCGUGUGGGACAUUAGCCAUCCCGAGGACCCGCUGCUCUGGCGAACGGGCCUGACUGACGACACACACACAGACCCCGUGUACCAGGUGCUUUGGCGGCCCGAGCCCCGGCACGGCCACCGCUUCCAGGUGCUGAGCGUGGCCACGGACGGGAGGGUGCUGCUCUGGCAGGGCGUCGGCGCGGGCCGGCUGCAGCUGACCGAGGGCUUCGCCCUGGCCGUGCAGCAGCUCCCGAGGCACACCAGGCUGAAGAAGCCUCCCCGGGGAGAGACCGAGGUGGGUGCCACGGCGGUGGCCUUCUCCAGCUUUGACCCCAGCCUUUUUGUUCUGGGCACGGAAGGCGGCUUCCCACUCCAGUGCUCGCUGGCCGCGGAAGAGGCCGCCCUCACCCGGACGCCUAGCUCUGUGCCCCUGCGGGCCCCGGCACAGCUGACCUUCUCCCCCCACGGUGGCCCCAUCUACUCCGUGAGCUGUUCCCCCUUCCACAGGAAUCUCUUCCUGAGCGCGGGGACCGACGGCCACAUCCACCUGUACUCCACGUUGCAGGCCCAGCCCCUGGCCUCGCUGCAGCUGUCCCACAAGUACCUGUUUGCCGUGCGCUGGUCCCCAGUGCGCCCUUUGGUGUUUGCAGCUGCUUCGGGGGAAGGUGAUGUGCAGCUGUUUGAUCUCCAGAAAAGCUCCCAGAAACCCACGGUUUCAAUCAAGCAAACCCAGGAUGCAAGCCCGGUCUACUGUCUGGAAUUUAAUCGGCAGCAGACUCAGCUCCUGGCUGCUGGUGACGCCGAGGGCACAGUAAAGGUGUGGCAGCUGAGCACUGAGUUCACGGAGCAAGGACCCCGGGAGUCCGAGGACUUGGCACGGCUCGCAGCCGAGGUGGCCACCUGAGGACAGUGAAGCGACAGCAGGGCCCUGUGUGUGUGUGUGUGGGGCGGAGUGUCCCCAAAUCGGGGGGCAGGUGGGGUGAGGCCACACCUGUGCCAAGCUGUGGAUGUCUCGUGGAAGCUGAAUGAAGACAACACAAGCGUCUGGGGGAGUGUCAUUUAUUUGUCUUUUACGUGAAAACAAUGGAGCGGGGCGAACAGGAAAGGAGCCAGCCAGCUGCUGCGAUUUCUCGAGCCGGAAUGGGGCCGCUGGCUUCACAACAGGAAUCCGGGUCCCCAGAGCAACAGGGCAAGUGCCACUGGACUGGGAGUGGCUUAGUGAAGCAUCCUUUCUACUAAGUCUUAUCCCCAAGCUAAGUGGACAUAAGCUUACAGUGAAGAGUGACACGAAUACGUGGGCACGGAGAGGAGGUGACAUGCAGCAAGGCGACGGCAGGGCAAGCAGCGCGGUCCAGGCGAGGCGGGGGGCGGGAUCAGUUCACGAAGAGCGAGCGGGUGAACUCCACGUAGUCGAAGGCAGUGGGGAGUUCGCGGCCCUUGCUGUCCACGUAGGGCUUCAUGUGGGAGACGCAGUAGUCGGCUUGUUCCCGAGUCAGGUUCUGGAGGGAAGAGGCCGCCCGUCAGCCCAGCCCCGCUGGCCCCGGGGUCGGGGGGCGCAGCAGGAACGCCUGGGCCCCAGCCUCAGGGAGAGCGGGACGUUCUCCGAGGGGCCGCGGACAGGGAGUCAGCGCUGAAUGGGGAGGAAACGCCUGCCCCCAACCGAGCGCUCCAAACGGAGGUCUGACACGCUCGACCGUUGUGCCCCUGGGCGACCUCGGCCUUUACUUUUCAAAGGAAACCUCCAGCCCCAUCCCCAGGGCAGGGGAGCAGAGCCCCGGACCUGGUACAGCUCCUCCUUGGUCACGUAGGGCUUUCCCUCGGAGCUCAGGGCCCGGAAGGCGCUCUCGAUCUCCUCGCUGGAUUUGACGUUCUCCGUUUCACGGCUGAUCAUGAAGGCCAUGUACUCUUGCAGGGAGACGUGGCCGUCCCUGGAGGGGGGCAGGCGCGGUGAGCCGGGAGGAUGCGGCAGGAUGCGGAGGCAGAGCCGCCCCCACUACCCUCCCUCCAGCUCACCUGUUUGGAUCCACGGUGUCUAGGAUUGCCUCGAACUCGGGGUCGGGCUCCCCUUCCUCCACCAUGGGCAGGUCAUAACCCAGGGAGCGCAGGCAGGACUUGAACUCCUGGUGGUUCAGCCGGCCCGACUUGUCCUUGUCGAAGUGUCUGCCGCACAAUCGGAGAGCUGCUCAGCCCGGGUCCCGGCGCCAAGCCCGCCGCCCCUGUGCCCGGGGAGGCCAUACUCACUUAAACAUCAUGCUGAAUUCCUUGAGGGCCUCCUCAGUCACUCCGGUUGUGUUCCUAGAAGAACAGGAUGGAGUGAGCAGGUGGCACACUGUUCCAUCCCAGCAGAGUGAGUGCGGGACGCUGGGGGGCGCAGGGGCAGGGGCUGCCAUGCCGGGGGCACGGACCUGGCCUGGAUCUGCUGCUCCAGGUUGUGCUGCAUGCGCAUGCCCAGCUGGUCGAGCUGGUCCCACUGCUGGGCCAGGCCCACGGUGCUGUGCUCCGUGUACUUGUUGUCCAGGAUCAGGGCCUCCUCCAUGGCCGCCCCCAGGUCCUCAAUCUUCUUGAGCUGACUUCUCAUGGCUCGAAUCUCCUGGUGCUUGCGCUACGGGCGGGGGAGCGAGGGUGUAGGGGACAGUCUCUCGCCUCGGUCACCGGCCCCGAGCGCCCGUUUGAGAGCCCUCCCGGCCCGAGGCCUGCGGGGCUGCGCAGGACGGCGGGAGGGGCGAGCCGGGGGCAGACUGCCAGCAAGACUAUACACUAAGGACCAAAGGACCCUCUUUUUCAAGUAAGACGCCACGUGGCAACUGUCAGAGGCAAAAGACUUUCUUUAAAAUGAUGGGGUCCUGUGCUGCUUUAUGCAAAGUGAAAAAGAGCACCCACCCAGCCUACUUCCUGCCUGACUUUAAACCAAGGGGGCGCUUACUUUGGUAGCUUCGAGCUGGGAUUCCAAGGUCCCAGAUUCUUCCACCAUGCAGGACCUAAACACAGAAGCACAGUGAGGCAGGAGGGCCUGAUCUGAGCUCAAAAUUAGCCCCAGAUAACAGUGCCUGCUGUCUUGGAAUUCUUCUUCUGAAUCUCUCUCAUCGAGGCAAUGGCCGCUAUCUGCUACUGGCUGGCUUUUCCUAAGUGGCCCCGGGAGCCGGGAGGGCGGGCAGUCUUUGUCCUGCCGUGGAGACAGGACGCCGCCGCCCCACGUGGUGGGCUACGUGCCCCGGGCCAACUGGGGGGCCUGGGCCGAGCCCCACCCAGCCUGCUCCCAGGCCAGGACCCUCUCUCAUGGGGCUCCUCCGGCCCAGCCAGGCUGGGACCUGGCCCCUCACUCAAGCGAGGCCCUCAAGGGCACCUGAGGAACAGAGUGGAAGCUGCUCCACGGCAUGACAGAGGGGCCUCGGGCCCAACAGCACGCCCCGCUGCAGCCACUGGGGAGAAAGGCUGACAAAUGGAGAGCCAACCCCAGAAAUCCCUGGGGUCUCCUGCACGUUCCUGAGGAGGGGAGCCACAUUCUAGGGUGUGACGGCCGUGGAGGAGACGCAGUCAGAUGACCCCUCAGACACGGAGCCAGGAUGCUAAGAGAUCAUGACCAGACUGGGUUUUAAAAGUGACUCUAAUUCUGCCUAAAGGAGGGAGGCGGCUGCAAUUAAGCCCCAGAUUCAGGCUCCACGAGACCCUCCGGGCCAGGGGCUCCCAGGGCCAAGUUCCGAAGAGCAGGGGUGCCCCAGGGGAGCCUCCAUCUUCCCGACAUUACACAGUGUGAAGUCACAGAAGGCCACCAGUGAACGAAGACAACAAACGAGUCGGGGUUACGUGCAGGGAUGAGUCACACUGUGCGCGUGUCCUUGGUGGGAUUUUAGCCCGGCCUCCCCUGCACCCACGGGUGCCCCAACCUACCCUCUCAGCACCCAGCGAGCCAGGGUUAGCUCUGACGUUUCCCCAAGUUCAAAGUGCUUGAGCAAGGCCAGGCACCAGGCUUCCUUGUAACCCAGCAGAUCAGACUCACAGUCACGCCAUGUCCCCCAAGGAAAAGCAACCCCCUCCCCCAGACCCGGGGCCAGGAGGCUGGGUGCCAGGGCAGUGGGAGGAGGACAGAGCCCUCCUUCCCAAGCGGCCGAGGGCGGUGGGUUAGUCAGAAAGCGGAGCCGCCUGGGGAAGUCAAGAGUGCAUUGGUAAAACCACAGUGAGGGAAGAAGAGAAAUAAGAGGAGAAAAACCUUCCAGACAGAUCAUCCCCAACUUCAUACUGAUAGACACGAAUGACCCGACGAUACGCUAUGCUAGUCAAAGAAAAGAAACCAAAUGAAUACACGGAAGGCACGGGCAGGCAAGAGCAGACCGAGACAGACACGCGCCCAAGGCCCAAGCUGGUGGUGCACAGGCAGGGCCACCUGGCGCCCAGGCAGGGACCUGGUGGGGCUGGGCCGCCGGCCGCAGGGAGCACAGCGGCCCCGGGGCAGCGCACACUGGGGCCAAGCAAGACGGGACAGGGCUAGGGAGGAGCCACCCGGGAGGGAGCAUGGCACCCACGGCGACAAGACCAGAUCGGCAGACACAGCCACAGGGCUGGGGAGGGGAGUGGAGGCCAGCUGGCUAAUCAACUCCAGCUAGAAACUGUGAUCCCUAAAUCCUACCCCCCCCCGCCCCCGCCAGGCUGCUUUCAGCACAGGUGGUCACGUCAGCGCGCGCCUGUUUCUCCUGGUGCCACGCUCAGCUGUCCCAACUACCCGUCUGCGGGACCCCAGGAGCGCUAGUCUCAGCCACUGAGGUUCCCCCCCGCCCCCGGCUUUACACGGGCCUGGGAGAGGCCAAAGCCUCGAGGAGGGGCCGCUCCCAGGACUGGACUGGGCAGGGCCGCCCUGCUCCUCCCGGGGGGCUCCUCCCCAGCCUCGUCUCUCCAUCGCUCUAAACUGCAGGCACUUCUGCCAUUAGUACAAACGAUGCUCUUCCCCUUCCCCUGGGAACACGGGGGGAGGGGUGCGCCUGGGGGGGGUGUCAGUGCACAGCUGGGAACUCACUGCACCCGCUGAAUCUCCUCUCCAUGACCAUGACCUCCUAGGAGCUAAGGAUGGUCCCACUGGACACACGGGGAAAAGAGGCAGAAGAGAGAUCCAGCGAAUCCCAAUGGCUGGACAGCGUGGGGUUUCUCAGAGGCUCUGGACUCUAGCUCUGGUCCUCUGCCUUGGUCACAUCCCCUACCUGAGAGAACCCUUGGAAUCUGAACAGGAAGGUGGGAGGGGCUCCCCUCCCCAGACCUCAGGCUGUCAAGGGCUGUCAAGGGCUGUCAAGGACACGCACUCCUUGUAGGGUGAUGGGGACGGAGCUGGGGUGAGGGUGGGCCGGGGGAAGUGCAGCCCGCCUGGGGCAGGAAGGCCCAUCCUGGGAUCCUCUGCAAGCCAGGCCACAGGGGGACAGAGGGCAGGGGGACAAGCACACGAGACACCACCACACCAGGAGCCCGGAGGAACAAGAAGACAAUAUUAACCCAUCGAGGAGAUACGUUCUGUGCAGAUGGGAUCCAAGCAGCCGCAAGACAAGGUGGCGUCCAGACAGCAGCAGUCGGGAGGUGGGGGACAGAGAGAGACACAAGAAAGAAAAGACAAAACCAAGAACAUCAGUACCACUGCAUUCGACUCUGUUCUGUGUAUCACCGAGGCGCUGCCUAGGACUGACCACCGGCCGCGCACGGUCCCACCCAAUGCGGCACACCUAGCAACUUGACCUUCAGGAAAAGUACCUUCGAGAACUGCCCCCCACCCCCCACCCGCCACCCGCCCUAGCUCGAGCCAGACCAGGGUGGGCCCCUAACCCUGCUUUCCUUCCUGCGAGCGUGACUUCCAGUUUCCCGCAGAGCUCCCCUCCCGCUCGAGCCGGGGGCCCGGGGGCGCCGGGGGUGCGGGCGGACACCUGGUCUCCUGGAUCCACUGGUGGAACGCGUUGGCAUGCUGGGCGAACUCCUGGCGCAGCUUGUCGUUCUCCUCCUGCCGGCGCUGCUCCUUCUGCAGCUCCAGCUCCCGUUCCUAGCGCCCAGAGGGAGGAGAGGCCGUCAGCGGGCCCGUCCUUCCUGCCGGCCUGCCCUCGGGGCGGACUAGACGCCCUACAGCUUCAGUUUCUGGAUGCUGAACAUGACCAGAAACCAUCGCUUUGUGGGGGAGAACCAGAUGUUGACAUCAACCCAAAGGAGGAGCCUGGGAGACACUCGGGGAGCUCAGAACCCUGUUCCCCGGCUGCUCACAACUGGCCCCCCAAGAACUCUGGCAAGAGGCGAGGGGAAGCGGCUGACCGACAGCCUGCUGUGGGCUGCCGGCCGCCACCCCGUCCAAGCCCCCUGGCCCCUGAGCCCCGGCUGACGGCCCUGGGUUGGGGCGGCGCGCACCUUGAUGAUCUUCUGCAGGUUCCUCCACGUCUCCUCCAGGGCCUCCAUGGUGAACCAGGUGUAGGGGUUGGAGGCCACCCGGAAGCUCUUGAUCUGGCGGUCCAGCUCGGCCAGCUGGCUGAAGUCGGCCUGGGCAGAGCUGAGGGACGAGCGGAAGGCGUCGUGGGCCUCGCGCAAAGCUCUGAUCUCCUCCAGGGAGUUGCAACGCACGGGAUCGGUCAGAUCCUCUUCGGCGUUUUCGAACCAGCUGUUGAAGGCAGAGGCCUUUUUGGCGAACGUCAGGAAGAGGUCUUCCACCUGAAAGCAGAGCAGCCUGCAUCAGGGCAUCAUCAGGACGCCGUCAGGGCCGCGAGGCAGGAUAGGAAAGGCAGCGGUCGUUCCCGGGGCGGCCGGGGCAAGCCGGGGUGCUCCCACUUCCAUGUCUCAAAAGGCCUCUGACUUUCUUCCCUCGCUACCCUUUCCCCUCAGUCCGUCCCGGCCGCUUCGUUGGCCAAGGGCCCGCGGCUGGCUGCCGGCAGACUCCCCGCAGCCGGGCCGGGGAGCUGCGCAGGGGCCCAGCCUCACCUUGCGGAAGUGACUCUGGGCCUCCAGCAGCUUCUUCUUGCGGGUGGCCGAGUUGGCCAGAAGCUGGCUCCAUCGCUUCAUGAGGGAGGCGUGCCGGGCCUCAAUGGCCUUUGACUGAACGUGCUUGGCGGCCAGCAGCUGAUCUUUGAGGGCGGUGAUGUUGGCGAUGCCCUCCUGCUGGAAGGCCUGCAGGCCAGCGUCAAAGGUUUCCUGGAACAAAGAGCGGUGUGCCAAUCUGCAGGGUCGCCGGGGAGGCUAGAAGCCACCCUUUCGGGGUGCCUCGGCUCGACGGCACCGGGGUCUGUUCAGCCAGCUGCCCAGGCCACACUGUCAGUCCCGAGUCCCCACCUUCUCCUGACAUCCUCCUGCCCACCCCGGGCAGACUGAGGUAUGGGGGGUCCCCUAAGUGCACCCCACUCUCCCCACUACCUCUGCCCGGGACGAACGCCUGCCUCCCCCCCGACCACCUGCAGUUUGCCCUUCAUGCCCCAGCUUAGAUGCCCCUCCUCUGGGAAGACUUCCCACAUCAGCCCCUGCUUGCUGGAAACCGAGUCAGACAGCUCUUGGGGGUUAAAUCCACAACACAUUCUGCUGCGCUCCACCCUGGGGGUGCCGUCAGCCUGUAGCCCAGAUGCCUCGUCUGGAAGCUCCUCGAGGACCAGAACGACCUUGCUCACUGCCGAGCCCUUAGGGCCUUUCUCAGGGACAGACGCCGACCACCAUUCAUGUACCAGGACGUACUAUCUGCAUACAUUUCAGUCAACGAACGGGCCGCGCCUGACCUGUUUGGUAAGGAGAGUCUGGACGGAAGACAGGUCUCGGCCAUAAUCAUCUGUCUUCAGGCUGUUCUCCUUUUCACCUAGGAAACCAAGCAUGGGAAACAGGCCGGCCUUCUUGGUACAGUGAAGGGAAUUAAGAGUCCCCUUUGUCCUCAGUAUUCAAGAGGGCCUCCCGGGCAGCCUAUCACCCUGCUGACGUUUACAUCCCAGACUCUACCAGCAGGCUCUGACCCCAUGUGGGCUACUCUUUCCUCCCUGCAGCCCGGGCCCCCUUGGCUAGCUGUGACAGAAAGAGAUCCUUCCAGCUCAUCCCAGCUGUGGUUCAACUGCCAUGCAUGUGACAGCAAUCACCAGGGCCAGAGGGGUCCCAAAAUCAGAGUGUAGCUCCCCCUCGCUCGGGAGCCAGACCGCGCCCUGGGCAGCCAGGAGACAGCUCGUGAUGCUGACUUCUUCCGGGGUUUAAAGAUUUUUGUUUUGUUAACCCUGGUGCUGGCCCAGUGCCGGGCACCAUGGGGGCCCCCACUCUUGGCCGCAGGACAUGGUUUCUCGUUCUCUGAAAUGCCCACGUUAGAUCCGUUUCUUCUCUGGAGAAGACCAACUGCUUAGGUAAUAAACGAGCUACGGCUCUGGAACAAUCUUCCUGGCCUGGGGAGAAGAGACUGGGGCCGGGCCGGGCGGGACAGCGCUCACCGAUCCAGGACUCGACCACGUCAGCCUUCCAGUUGAACUGAAGGAAGGCCGAGUUCUCCUCAAGCUUGGCCUUCCUCUGGGCGGCAGCUUUCUCCAAGUCUGACACCUUCCCAUUCAAGCCCUUCAUCUUUGAAGAGAUGUUCUCCUCAUGGUGAUUGUUCUAGGCCACAAAGAGAAAGCAUAGUCUGGUCAGCCUCACCUCCUGCCGUGGCUAGAUGACCCAUGGCCUCCCUGCCGGGGAAGGCGCACCAGCGCUGGAAGGCGGACCCUGCGCCCCCGGCCCGCCACCCGCCGCUGGGCGAAGCACAGGUAGGGCCUUCCUAACGGCAACACGAGUAAAAGCCUUGAAAGGAUGAAUGCUGGCAAUUUCACUGAUAGGAAUGAAUCCUGAAGAUAGGAGGAAUGAGCUGAAACGUCACAAUGAUGUACUCGUUAGUUAAGACUUAAACAAAAUGUGAUAUAUACGAACACUGGCUCCUAAUAUAAACAAUAAACACAAUGGGUCAGAAAGCGGACACUGAAAAUUCUUAAGCCCCAGACACUCGGAUUCGGUCUUGGAAUAACUGAAUUUGAAAACACACAAGGCAGCAUGAAAUUGAGAGAGAAACUCGAGGAGGAACAGACUGUUGCUGACGGUAAAGCACCAGGCUUUGUUGGAAAGCUGCAGAAUACUCAGACCAGUCACCGCAGAGGUAGAAAGAGCAGAGACCGUGACACAGGGCUGCAUGUGGGUGACGAUCGGACACAGGCCUCAUCUCUGCCGGUACACGGUCUGGACCGGAAAUCAGCUGGAUGUUAGUUUAUUUGCCCAUGAGGGCAAGGGGAAAAAAAGCUCUCUAGUGAACACGGAUUUGAACAUACUUGUUAACUCCUAUGAACCAAAUCUCUAGUCUCAAGGCCAUGCUUACUAGAGCAAAUCCCAUGAUGAGAAAUCUUAUCUACUAGUUAUAUUUCCAACAGGAAAUUAUCACUGUGAAAAAUUGCUUGUUGGGGCGCCUGGGUGGCUCAGUCAUUAAGCGUCUGCCUUCAGCUCAGGUCAUGAUCCCAGGGUCCUGGGAUCGAGCCCCACGUCGGGCUCCCUGCUCAGCGGGGAGACUGCUUCUCCCUCUCCCACUCCCCCUGCUUGUGCUGUCAAAUAAAUAAAUAAAACCUUAAAAAAAAAAAAAAGUUGCUUGUCUUGGGGACACCUGGGUGGCUCAGUCAGUUAACCGUCUGCCUUCGGCUCAGGUAAUGAUCCCAGGGUCCUGGGAUCGAUGCUCAGUGGGGAGUCUGCUUCUCCCUCUCCCUCUGCCCCUCCCCACCACUCCUGCUCUCUCCGUGUCAAAUAAAUAAAAUCUUUUAAAAAGUU